Molecule: messenger RNA, 2483 nt
Organism: Phascolarctos cinereus (koala)
Lineage: Eukaryota; Metazoa; Chordata; Mammalia; Diprotodontia; Phascolarctidae
Source: RefSeq, a predicted model, not a curated record
CAGGAAUACCCCACGGGACCCUCAUAGUAAAGAGCAGAGCCAUGUCAUCAUCAUACUCAGCCUACCACAUGAGGAGAGGGUGCUAUCAUUGCUUUACCCUUUCACUGCUCAGUUCUUCUCACUGAUCAGCCUUCCUGAGGGUGAAGGAAGAAGAGUGGAUGAACAUCAAAGUGGGGGAUAUAAUAAAACUACAAAAUAACAAUUCUGUCACAGCAGAUGUGCUGUUACUCUCCAGUAGUGAGCCCAGUAGUCUGACCUACACAGAAACUGCAGAACUAGAUGGGUGAAGUCAGGUGUUAGCCUCCUAAUAACAGAGUGGAUGAAUUCACAGGGAUAUUGAUUCAUGAGGGUGAAAAGCAUGCCUUGAACAAUGAGAAGGUAUUGCUGAGAGGCUGCACCAUUCGGAACACAGACUGGUGUUAUGGCCUCGUGAUUUAUGCUGGUCACGACACCAAAUUAAUGCAGAACAGUGGAAAGAACAUCUUUAAACGGACAAGCAUAGAUCAUCUCAUGAAUAUCCUUGUGUUCUGGGUUUUCCUGUCCUUAGUUGGCAUGUGUUCCAUCCUGGCAAUUGGGCAUGGAAUUUGGCAGACCCAGAAUGGUUAUUACUUGCAGAUGUAUCUGCCUUGGGAAGAGGCACUCAGCUCCCCAGGUGUUUCUACCUUCCUCAUAUUCUGGUCAUACAUCAUCAUUCUCAAUACUGUGGUGCCAAUUUCACUCUAUGUCAGUGUAGAGAUAAUACGAUUGGGCAACAGCUUCUACAUCAACUGGGAUCGAAAAAUGUUUUACAUCCCCAAUAACACACCAGCCCAGGCCCGUACCACAACUCUGAAUGAGGAACUAGGCCAGAUCCAGUAUGUGUUCUCUGACAAGACGGGGACACUGACUCAGAAUAUCAUGAUUUUCAACAAGUGCUCCAUUAACGGGCAGUUAUACGGUGAUAUCUACAGUAUGACUGGACAAAAGAUGGAAAUCACAGAGGAUACAGAGAAGGUUGACUUCUCCUACAACAAACUGGCUGACCCUAAGUUUUCAUUUUAUGACAAGACUUUAGUAGAAGCCAUAAAAAAAGGAGAUACUAUGAUCCCUUUUUUUCUCUCCCUCUCACUCUGUCACACAGUGAUGUCAGAAGAAAAGGUGGGAGGAGAACUGGUAUAUCAGGCACAGUCUCCCGAUGAAGGAGCCCUUGUCACUGCUACCAGAAAUUUUGGUUUUGUGUUUCGCUCUCGAACGUCUGAAACGAUCACUGUAAUGGAAAUGGGUGUCACAAAAGUCUAUGAGCUCCUAGCUAUCCUGGACUUCAGCAAUGUACGAAAGCGGAUGUCUGUGAUUGUGCAGACACCUGAAGGUAAGGCGAUGUUGUUCUGCAAGGGAGCUGACACCAUCAUCUGGGAAUUGCUCCACCCAUCCUGCAUACCCCUCCAAGAUGUGACCAUGGGACACUUGGAUCUGCUAGGGGCCACAGCCAUUGAAGACAAGUUACAAGAUGGAGUGCCUGAGACAGUUGCCACUCUGAUCAAAGCAAAUAUUAACAUGUGGAUUUUGACUGGAGACAAGCAAGAGACUGCUGUGAACAUUGGCUAUUCUUGCAAUAUGCUAAGUGAUGAUAUGGAUGAGGUGUUCGUUAUAGAUGCCAAGGAGAGUAGCAUGGUCCAACAGCAACUCAGGUCAGCAAGAAAUAAAAUGAAACCUGGCUCUUUACAGGGGACAGACCCAGUAACUGACCUCCUUACCCGAUCAGAAACGAAAACCUUCAUCGUGCCUAAAGAAGUGGCCAGUGGUAGCUACGGCCUAGUCAUCAAUGGCCACAGUCUGGCUCAUGCCCUUGAGGAGACCGUGGAGUUGGAACUGCUAAGGACAGCUUGUAUGUGCAAAUCAGUGAUCUGUUGCCGUGUGACACCUCUGCAGAAGGCCCAAGUGGUAGAACUAGUGAAGAAAUACAAGCAUGUGGCAACACUAGCCAUUGGUGAUGGAGCAAACGAUGUCAAUAUGAUCAAAGCUGCCCACAUUGGGGUGGGCAUAAGUGGCCAGGAGGGGAUGCAAGCCAUACUUGCCAGUGACUUCUGCUUUGCCCAGUUCCAGUUUCUGAAGCGCCUGCUCUUGGUCCAUGGUCGUUGGUCCUAUAUCCGGAUGUGUAAAUUCCUCCGCUAUUUCUUCUACAAGAAUUUUGCCUUCACAUUGGUGCACUUCUGGUAUGGCUUCUUUUCCGGCUUCUCUGCACAGACCGUCUAUGAUGAGUGGUUCAUAGCUUUCUACAACUUGAUCUACACAUCUCUCCCUGUCCUAGCCAUGAGCCUCUUUGACCAAGUGAGACCCAGGCACAAUCCCCAGGCAAUACCAGGUCCUCUCAACCAAAGCCAGAACUUCCCCCAGGAAGGGGAAAGGGGUGGCUUUUCAGGAUGUGAAUGACUUGUGGAGCCUUCGAUUCCCAGAGCUAUAUGAACCAGGCCAAUACAACCUCUACUUCAACAAGAAGGAAUUUG